UGGCCAAUGAGCCGUCCAAUUUUUUUGUUUUUUUAAUCAGUGGUCGUACGUAGCUUCCAGGCAGUGUGCCGGAAGUGGAUAGCUCCUCUGCAGGAAGUACGUUUGUUGUCUUCUGGUUGUCCCAACAUGUCCCCCAAAAAACGUGGUGUUCGGGCCAGGUGUAAUAAGGCGGACAGGAGCGAUGAGGUCAUGGCGAAUUUUAGGUUGGAGCUGUGCUCCAGCGACGACGAAGCGCCCGAGGAGGUAACCUUUGAGGAUUCCAAGGCCCAGGCGCUGCGCAGUGUCAAGCAGGCCCUGGAAAGUGCGAGAAGGGAGAAGGAUCUGCUGAAGGAGAGGAGGAAGAAGAGGCAGGAACUCUUUCAAGAACAAAAGAAGAGAAAACUUCUUUCUGCGGAACUUCUGGAAGAAAUCGACUCGUUACAAGAAAAAAAAAGAAAAAGAAAAAGACAAAACAGGAGCCAGAGCAAUGCUGAAGCAACAUCCCAAGAUGAAGACCACCAUCAACAGGAAGAAAUGACACCGACAAAGAAAAAGCAGCAAAAACUGGAACACUCCAGAAAACUGAAGGGGAACUACAAGGUGAUGACUGUGAAGCCUCAAGCAUUGGCAUACUUUCAGAAGAAGGCGGCCGAGGACUUCCUUGAGUCGAGGCUGUACGGCAAGGGAAGUCGCCGUGCCACUAGCAGCCAAGAGCUGUCCCUUCAAAAUAAGACUGCAAGUACCAAAGGUGGAGCAGUUCAGUUUGUCAAGAGCCAAUGGGCUCGUGAGAAAAAGAGCAAAGCGGAAAAGCUGAAGCUUCGGUGGAUACGCAAGAAGAUAGCGUCCAUCUGAUUGGUCGCCUGCAAGGACACACCCUCUCCCUUCUCUGUGACUGGACUGCAAACAAUUUUGGCUAUGUGGAAAUACGGAGAGGUCAAACUUGACCGGGUCGACGGUCCUGGGACUGAAUUUUCUCGACUUAUGUGUGAGGACCAAUCACAGACAACCCUUCUUUCUGCUGGGAACAGUUGCGACGGCAACCAUUGCCCUGUGUAUGUUCAUGACAGUUGGUGCAUUGUCUUUUUUUGUUUUUUUUUUUUUCUGUGAAUUUUGAGUAAUCACAGGAUCGUGUCAUGAGAAUUUUGAUAGAUGGGAAAAAUUAAACAUUUUCCAGAGGAGAAAAUUCUCUAGCGCUUGUCCUCAUUAGGGUCACGGGUAGCUGGAGUUGAUUCCAGCUGACUGGAGGUGGGAUUGGUCACCAGCCAGUAAUUGUCAGGACAUAUCAACAAAUGGCAGGUUGUUAGUCCUGCACACCGUUGGGAAAAGUGAGAGGAAAAACUGCUGCCCAAAUUCUAACGCAGAACUGCAAGAUAGAUGUGCUACCCAC
Messenger RNA from Syngnathoides biaculeatus (alligator pipefish), 1366 nucleotides. RefSeq names its product nucleolar protein 7 (gene nol7). The record is from RefSeq and is a predicted model, not a curated record. NCBI's taxonomy places the organism in Eukaryota, Metazoa, Chordata, Actinopteri, Syngnathiformes, Syngnathidae. Gene Ontology annotation, molecular function: RNA binding. The transcript has 7 exons. The coding region runs from base 127 to 831 and encodes 234 amino acids. Gene Ontology annotation, cellular component: nucleus.